Messenger RNA from Sitophilus oryzae (rice weevil), 1601 nucleotides. RefSeq names its product adenosine 3'-phospho 5'-phosphosulfate transporter 1 (gene sll). Gene Ontology annotation, biological process: transmembrane transport. Bases 131 to 1432 code for a protein of 433 amino acids. The record is from RefSeq and is a predicted model, not a curated record. Gene Ontology annotation, molecular function: 3'-phosphoadenosine 5'-phosphosulfate transmembrane transporter activity. Lineage: Eukaryota; Metazoa; Arthropoda; Insecta; Coleoptera; Curculionidae. Gene Ontology annotation, cellular component: Golgi membrane; endoplasmic reticulum membrane. The transcript has a single exon.
GGAUGCUUGGAUAACAUCUGUCACAUCUGUAUGUCGAAAAAUGUCAUUUUUUGUAGAGAAUGUUUUCAAUGUUUUAUUUUGAAAACAAAAAUGCAUAAUAUAUUUAUUAAACAAAAAGUAUUAUAUAAAAAUGGCUCGUAACAUAGAAAUAUUAAUAAUAAUAGUUACAAUAAUAGGUAUAAUAUUCUUUUUAUUAAUUAACGUAUGGAUUUUGAAUAUAAGCAUAGUGCAAGACCCACCAGAAAAUUUUAUUUGGGUUAUACAUGGAUUGCGGAAUGUAUUAGGAUAUGGAACUAUUUUUAUUCCGGGCUACGUAAUAUAUAAAUACGUAAUUAGGACCAAUUAUUUAAAUAAAAGUGGAAGAGGUCCGAUUGGAGGUAUAAUGCGAACAUGUUUUGGUGAAGAUGAGUUAUUGCUGGUAAAUCCAAAUAUACAUGGCUCUAAAACAUCUAGAACCGUUUUUCAAGAUGCCGUUUUGUUAUUAUUUUAUUUCUUUGGCCUACAAAUUUCGUAUUUGUCUUGGGGAGUGCUUCAAGAAAAAGUAAUGACACAAAAGUACGAGAAUUCCAAUGGAGAAGAAGGUAUUUUUAAGGACUCACAGUUCUUAGUGUUUGUAAAUAGAAUUUUGGCUUUUGCAAUGUCAGCUGUAGUGUUAAUAUGUACCAGACAGCCCAGGCAUAGAUGUCCUUUAUAUAAAUACGUAUUUUGCUCAUUCUCAAAUAUCAUGAGUUCUUGGUGCCAGUAUGAAGCUUUAAAAUAUGUCUCGUUCCCCCAUCAAGUGUUAGCCAAAGCAAGCAAAACUAUUCCUGUGAUGAUAAUGGGUAAAAUCAUUUCCAAAACCAAAUACGAAUUUUAUGAAUAUGUGACUGCUGUUAUCCUGUCUGUGGGAAUGUUAUUUUUUAUGUUAGAUUCUGGGAAUGAUAGAGCCACAAGCACGGUGACAACAUUUAGUGGAGUUAUUUUGUUAUGCUCCUACAUAGCUUUUGACAGUUUUACCUCAAAUUGGCAAGGGAAAUUAUUUAAAACUUAUGAAAUGAAACCCAUACAAAUGAUGUGUUUUGUAAACUUUUUUUCAUGUAUUUUUACACUAGUGUCUUUACUACAACAUGGAGGUCUUUUAGAAUCAUUUAAGUUUAUGUUUGCCUAUCCACAAUUCAUAGUUGACGUAACUAUUCUGUCAGUUUGCUCAGCUUCGGGACAAAUGUUUAUAUUUUGUACAAUAGAUACAUUUGGUCCUUUAGUAUUUGUAAUCAUAAGCACAAUCAGGCAGUGUCUAUCUGUGUUAUUAAGUUGUAUAAUUUACCAUCAUCAAGUAAAUAUUAUCGGAGGAGUAGGAUUGUUUUUGGUGUUCUUUAGUAUACUGUUAAAAAUUUAUUGUGGGUACAGAAUUAAAAUGAUCAAAUUGCAAAAUUCAAACCUCAUAAAAAACUAACACAGGUAAUUUUAAGAAUAGAGAUUUGAAUAGUUUCUAAUUAGAUUUUGAAUAAACAAAGCUUUAAGAUUGUCAGAAAACUAUUAAGUUUACAAUACAUUUUUAUUUUACUUUUUCAUAUUUAUAAUUAUCUGUACAUAUUGAGAAAUAUACAAUAUAUAUGAAACUU